CUAAGAAACAUGGCAAACUCAUUGGGUUCCUUCGUACUUUCAUGAAGUCUAGGCCCAGCAAACAGCGCCUGAAGCAGCGGGGGAUCCUGAGGGAGAGGGUCUUUGGCUGUGAUUUAGGGGAACACCUCAAAAACUCAGGCAGUGAUGUGCCCCAGGUAUUACGUUCUUGUUCCGAUUUCAUCGAAAAACACGGCAUCGUGGAUGGCAUUUACCGUCUCUCCGGUGUUUCCUCCAACAUCCAGCGUUUGCGGCAUGAAUUCGAUAGUGAGAGGGUACCUGAGCUCUCCAAAGAUGUUUACUUGCAAGACAUCCACUCGGUCAGCUCUCUCUGCAAGCUCUACUUCCGGGAAUUACCGAACCCUUUGCUCACCUAUCAGCUCUACAACAAAUUUGCAGACGCUGUCUCAGUUUCUGGGAAUGAAGAGCGCUUAGUGAGGGUACAUGAUGUCAUCCAACAAUUACCCCCACCGCACUACCGGACUCUGGAAUUCCUGCUACGGCAUCUGGCACGCAUGGCUAUGCACAGUCAAAACACCAGCAUGCACAUCCGCAACUUAGCCAUCGUUUGGGCACCCAACCUGCUGCGGUCGAUGGCUCUGGAGUCAGUCGCACAGUGUGGAGCCGAUGCCUUUCAGGAAGUCCGAGUUCAGUCCCUUGUGGUCGAAUUCCUCCUCACCAAUGUUCAGGUUCUCUUCAGCGACACCUUCACCUCCAUUGGCAAGGACAGCACAGGGCGUUGCUUCCUUUCUCGACCCAAGUCCCAGUUGGUCAGCUGCCCUUCCACCCGCUUGUUAUCUCUCGAAGAAGCCCAAGCACGCACCCAGGCCCUCUGCAAGAUCACCAAGCUGGAAGCCAGGCGUGGAUCUCCAGAUCCACAGGAUCAAGGGAAGCUCUCUGCUGUUUUGGGAUCACCUAAUACCAGGCAAAAGACAGAAAACAAUGGGAAGCUGCGGAAGAUAUCUGGACCUAGUUGGAAGACGUUCUUUGCCAUCGGCAAGGCCCCCGUUCCGUUCCGCAAAAAAUCACACCGAUUGGGAGAACUUUUUGGGCUUGGAGAAUCUUUACCAGGGAGCCGUGGUGAGACGGUCACCUUGCGAUCUGCCAAAAGUGAAGAAUCUUUAACAUCUCAGGCUAGUCUAACAGGUAAUGGGCCCCUUUUGUCUGUUGAACCCCUGUGAUUUUGCUCUUAUCAAAAUGGAUUGCAUGAACUUAAGGUGACCCUCACAGAAUAUUUCUUCAA
Molecule: messenger RNA, 1240 nt
Organism: Notechis scutatus (mainland tiger snake)
Lineage: Eukaryota; Metazoa; Chordata; Lepidosauria; Squamata; Elapidae
Source: RefSeq, a predicted model, not a curated record